Molecule: messenger RNA, 612 nt
Organism: Acanthosepion pharaonis
Lineage: Eukaryota; Metazoa; Mollusca; Cephalopoda; Sepiida; Sepiidae
Source: the annotation of a GenBank genome assembly
AUGCUUAUCUAUCUAUCUAUCUAUCUAUCUAUCUAUCUAUCUAUCAAAAAUGAUGACAACAGUCGUUUAAAAAAAGAAAAAAAUUACAGUAGCCAUCUACCUAGCUAUCUAUCUGUUUAUUUUCUAACUCGUUCUGUUCAUCUAUCUAUCUAUCUAUCUAUCUAUCUAUCUAUCUAUCUAUCUAUCUAUCUAUCCCAUUUCAUAUCUAGCACUCUGUUUACGUCUAUCUUUCUAUCUGUCUGUUCGUAUCUAUGUGCACUCCUAUAUUUCUUUCUUUCUUUCUUUCUCAUUUCAUAUCUAUCUAUCUAUCUAUCUAUCUCUCUAUCUAUCUAUCUAUCUAAGCCAGAAACAGCAAUCUUUUGGCCACAUCUAUCUAUCUAUCUAUCUAUCUAUCUAUCUAUCUAUCUAUCUCAUUUCAUAUCUAUCUGUCUGUUCAUGUCUAUCUUUCUAUCUGUCUGUUCGUAUCUAUCUAUGUGUACUCCUAUAUUUCUUUCUUUCUUUUUAUCUAUCUAUCUAUCUAUCUAUCUAUCUAUCUAUCUAUCUAUCUAUCUAUCUAUCUAUGUGCACUCCUAUAUUUCUAUCUAUCUAUCUGCCAUGGUUCCUUACCUAUAA